Molecule: messenger RNA, 1486 nt
Organism: Rhododendron vialii
Lineage: Eukaryota; Viridiplantae; Streptophyta; Magnoliopsida; Ericales; Ericaceae
Product: pseudouridine-5'-phosphate glycosidase
Exons: 13
Coding region: 103-1146 (347 amino acids)
Molecular function (GO): pseudouridylate synthase activity
Source: RefSeq, a predicted model, not a curated record
AAUAAAUAAAUAAAAUCUCGUUUGGUCUACUUUUCCCAAGUUCCCAAAUACGCAGGGGAGUAAUAUUUCUCUCUCCUCGUUCCGGUGUUACUGUAUCAGAGAAUGGCUUCUUCCGCCCUCUCAAGGCUUGUCAACCUUCAAAGACACUUUCAGCUUACGGGCUCAAACCGAAAGGGCGGUAACGACGAUGUGGGCAUUGGCCAGGUAAAGUUAUCAGCUGAUGUUUCUGAAGCUUUAUCACAUGGAAGGGCAGUUGUUGCGCUUGAAUCCACCAUAAUAUCACAUGGAAUGCCUUAUCCUCAAAAUUUGGAAACAGCCAAGGAGGUGGAGGCAAUUGUGAGGGAGAAUGGAGCUGUCCCUGCAACAGUUGCUAUUUUAGAUGGUGUACCAUGCGUAGGUUUGAGUGCAGAAGAACUUGAGAGGCUGGCUAUAAUGGGAACCAAAGCUCGAAAGACAGCUCGCAGGGACAUCACAUAUGUUGUGGCAACCAGAGCGAAUGGUGCCACAACUGUUUCUGCCACUAUGAUUUUCGCUUCUAUGGUUGGCAUCCAUGUAUUUGUCACUGGGGGUAUUGGUGGAGUGCAUAGACAUGGAGAGAAUACAAUGGAUAUAUCAUCUGAUCUUACAGAACUUGGAAGGACUCCUAUAGCAGUAAUCUCUGCUGGCGUAAAAUCGAUAUUAGAUAUUCCCAGAACCCUCGAAUAUUUGGAAACUCAAGGAGUUUGUGUGGCUGCUUAUCAGACCGAUGAAUUUCCAGCAUUCUUCACUGAAACAAGUGGCUGUAAGGCAUCUUGCCGGAUAGACACACCAGAAGACUCUGCUCGAUUAAUAGUUGCAAACAUGAAGCUCAAGCUCGGAACUGGUAUUUUGAUAGCAGUGCCAAUUCCAAAAGAACAUUCUGCUUCAGGCAGUUUGAUCGAGUCUGCAAUACAGAAAGCCCUCAAUGAAGCUAGGGACAAGGGUAUAACAGGCAAUGCCGAAACUCCAUUCUUGCUUGCUAGAGUGAAUGAACUAACUGGUGGAGCUUCUUUGUCUUCAAACAUUGCUCUUGUGAAAAACAAUGCGCUUGUUGGUGCCAAGAUCGCUGUUAGUCUUGCUCAGAUGGGAGAAGAUGAUCGCCAUGGUGAUACCAAUUCAAAGUCAUAGGCAAUGGAAUUGGUACGCGUUGAAUCACUUAUAUGAGAAGUAAGAACCUUUUCUUUUGUUUUCUUCUCUGUUAGUGUGAUUUAGAAAACGUAGAAACAUAAAGAAAGUGUGUUUCAGAAGCCAACUUAGGAGAAUUUUGUAUGUCACUAGACGCUGUUAAACUGGCAUGCAAGCUGGUUGGUUUAUUUCUUUGUUUCAAGGUUUUGCUUCUAGUCCCUCGGUGGAGUUGAUAACCUCUUGUAAGCUAGUAAUCGGAUUAUUGCCGGUAAAUUAUACAUAAUGUCGUAUGUUGACUUAUCCUUUUUUGCUACUAUAUACACACUUUGGCAUGUUGACUCUA